Messenger RNA from Formica exsecta, 2795 nucleotides. RefSeq names its product WD repeat-containing protein 75. Gene Ontology annotation, biological process: positive regulation of transcription by RNA polymerase I; positive regulation of rRNA processing. The coding region runs from base 154 to 2679 and encodes 841 amino acids. The transcript has 15 exons. NCBI's taxonomy places the organism in Eukaryota, Metazoa, Arthropoda, Insecta, Hymenoptera, Formicidae. Gene Ontology annotation, cellular component: nucleolus. The record is from RefSeq and is a predicted model, not a curated record. Gene Ontology annotation, molecular function: protein binding; RNA binding.
UAUCGCUCAUCGCGUCCAGUGUGCGAGGGCCAUAAAAAGGGGGCUCUAAAAAAGGGUUAGGUAGCGAGAAGAAAAAAAAAUAAUUUCUAUAAAUUGGAAGCUUUUCAAUAAACAAAAAAAAAAAGAAAAAAAGAAAAAAAGAGAAUAUACAAAAUGGAAUUCGUCCACUCUGAUGUGGAGGACUUGAUAGUAAAAAGAAAAGGCGGCGGAAGUAUAAUUGAUCAACGUCCACUGUUUUCCAGCGACGGAGAAACUUUGCACAUAGUGUGGAAGAAUCUCAUAAGGGUAUACAGCACGCAAACGGGAGAUUUUGUGCGAGAGUUUGAGCCGUCGAAUUACAGAAUUGCUGGAAUAAUAGUACAUACGGAUAAUGCCAACGUUAUUAUCGGUUGUACGGAAAGCGGCGAGUUGGAUUUCUGGAAUUGUCAAAGUGGCAUUAUCACCAAGAAACUACAAUUAAAAUCUGUAACAGAUAGCAAGGCAAAAAUUAAAACUUUUCACGUUACAAAAUAUAAAACGUUUCAAGGAAAUGAGAUAUGUCAAGUGCUAAUAACUUAUCUCUCUAACUGCGGGAACAAAAUAUAUAUACUUUUAUUUGAUAUAGAGAAUGGAACAUGCAUGAAAUCAAUAUACAUCUUCACAAACUCACGAGAGUAUUACGUUGAUAUAAUUGGAAACCAUGAACAGAAUUUAAUAGCACUUUUACAUGAUGAAAAUUUACAUAUAUUAAAUCCAGCUAGAAAUUUAGUCGAUAAAAUACACAAGACUGGCAACCCAAAUAGAUUACCUACUUGUAUAGCGGGACAUCCAGAAGAAGAAUGUGUCGCCACAGGAGAUUUGACUGGUCGUGUAGUAGUAUGGAGAAAUUUAUUCCAAACUAGACCAUAUACAGCUGUAUUUCAUUGGCAUACAUUGCCAGUUACGGAAAUAGUAUUUAGUAAAUCAGGUGGCCACAUGUAUACGGGUGGUGGUGAAUGUGUAUUAGUAAAAUGGACUCUAGCAAAUCCACAACAUAAGUCUUUUCUUCCACGAUUACCAGCACCUAUUAAACAUCUCACUAUUGCGCCUGACAAUUUAUAUGUAGCUGUAUCGACUUUAGACAAUGGUAUUGUUAUUGUAAAUCCUCAAAGAAAAUUGACAUCAGUGAUACAAAACUUUACUUGGGGCGUUGCUCCGUCGUCCAAAGACUUGUUUCCCGCGGGACUUAUUGUCGAUCCGAGGACAGGUAGCCUCGUUUUAAAUAGCCGGACUGGCCACGUUCAAUUUUACAACACUCAUACAAAAAAUCUAUUGUAUAAUAUUAAUAUAACUGCACAAAAUUUUCUUACCCAAGAACGCGAUGUAAUUAUUGUAAAUACUGAAGUUACAAAAAUAGCUCUUAAUCACGAUGGCACAUGGAUGGCAACAGUCGAAGAACGAAAUGAUAAAGUUUCAUCUAUAGAAGUUAGAUUAAAAUUUUGGAUAUAUGAUGUAAAUGAACAGAUAUUUAUAUUAAAUACAUCCAUUGAAUUACCUCAUGAGAAUGGAGUAAAUGCAUUACAUUUUCAGCCAAAUACGAUAUUUGACGAUGGAGAAUGGCUAGCAGUCACAACUGGGAAGGAUAACAAAUUUAAAUUAUGGAAUUUAGGAAAAUCGUCUACUGUAGAAAAACAACAUUGGUAUUGCUACGGAGUAGGAGACUAUCGUAAUCUAGCUACUACAGAUGCUGGUUUUUCAAUGGAUGGUUCUUUAUUAGCUAUUGGUUUUUAUUCUACUCUAACUAUAUGGAUACCUGAAAGUUGCGAGUUAAAAUCCAGUCUUACACAUUCUCAAUAUAAUCAUCCAAUAACACGAAUAGAAUUUGGCAAACACGAGGCCUGUCACCUUGUAGUAGUUGCAUCUCAGCAACAUAUAACAGUUUGGAAUAUUUUAACUCUUGCUAUAACAUGGAGUGUACCUUUGAAUGUUGUUAGUCUCACAUACGAUCCAAAAUCGACGUACAUGGCAGCAUUUACAUCUGAUAAUUCAUUGUACGUGUUUACGCCACAAAGCGCGACACCUGUUUAUAAGAAAACGUGUCUUAUCGAGAGUACCAGUUUCAUAUUGGCAGCUACUUUCGUACCUCAUCUACAGGAAAAACGCAAUCCUUCAUUUGGUCAAUGGCAACGAAAAUCGCAACUAUUCUUUUUGGAUUCAAAUCAAGAAUUGCUCACAUUGGAGCCAGAAUCUGAAGCGGCUAUUUCUUUAGAAAUCCUUUCAAAUAAGGGAACCAUACCGCUGACUGCUUUCUCCAACUUUAUAGCAACUCAAAUAUCUUCGAGCAAAGAGCAGACUAUCGCACAAGUUCACGAACAUCUUGGCACAUUGGCAAAAGGGAUGGUAAAAGAAUUGCUCAGUGUAUCGGCUCACACUUUGCCGCCGAUGAAAUUGCUAUGCUCGUCAUUCGUCUUGUCGUUGACGGGGCAACAAUCGUCGAGAAACCGUUUAAGAAACGCCGAAUGUUUUAGAGACAGUGACGACGAUUCAGCUCGAGAUGAUUUGUCGGAUUUAAGUGAUAACGAGAUAUCGCGGUUGACAAAACCCGCGGUCACACCAACCAACGAAGAUGAGGACACGGACGAAUUGAGCGUACAGCUUAUCAAUCACGACUGGUCCUUCCUAUCCACUGUACUUCCCGAUCAAGACAACAUCGUCCAUUGAUCCAUAGAAAGAUCGCCAUGUUACGAUGAGAUCCAUAAACUGAUCAAUUCUCGAGACAAAUGAGUUUUUUUCCUGUUAACUUGCUAAUUGAAAUACUACAAAGCGUUUCUACGAAA